This is a messenger RNA of Acanthoscelides obtectus, 2191 nucleotides long. The record is from the annotation of a GenBank genome assembly. NCBI's taxonomy places the organism in Eukaryota, Metazoa, Arthropoda, Insecta, Coleoptera, Chrysomelidae.
UGAAAUAGUGACAGGUAUUUUAGCUUAGUCCACUUUCAAUCAACCAUUUGGCAUUUAGCUUUGACAGAUGAUAGAAAACCACCAUUUUAUUCAGCAUUGUGAACAGUCAUGAUCAGGCUACCAUCACUGUGCAGAAAUUCGAUAGUUUUCCCACCUUUCAAGCGGUUAUUUUCUUCAUCGUGUGACAAGGACAACAUUGCUGCAAAAUAUCCAAUAGUAAACCACCAAUACGACUGCGUUGUGGUGGGCGCUGGCGGAGCUGGCUUACGAGCUACGUAUGGCUUGGUGAAACACGGCUUCAACACGGCUUGCCUUACGAAACUCUUUCCAACGAGGUCCCAUACCGUUGCUGCACAAGGAGGAAUCAAUGCUGCAUUAAGUCAUGCUGAAGAUGACUGCUGGUUGUUUCAUCAUUACGAUACUGUGAAAGGUUCGGACUGGCUUGGUGAUCAAAACGCUAUCCAUUUCAUGACUAAGGACGCACCAAGAGCGAUUUUGGAGUUAGAAAACAUAGGUGUACCGUUUUCCAGGUUUGAAGACGGAAAAAUCUACCAAAGAGCAUUUGGAGGCCAAAGCCUUAAAUUUGGCGAAGGAGGAAUAGCUCAUCGAACAAAUGCUGCAGCAGAUGGAACAGGACAUUACAUGCUCCACGCUCUUUAUGGACAAGCUGUCAAAUACAACUGCAAAUUCUUCAUUGAAUACUUCGUCUUGGAUCUAUUGAUGAAAGAAGAUAAACCGGUAGGUGUGAUAGCUUGGAACUUAGAAGAUGGGACCAUUCACAGGUUCUUCGCAAAUAAUGUAGUUAUAGCCACUGGAGGAUAUGAAAGAACGUAUUUCUCUUGUACAGCAGCACAUACUUCAACAGGAGAUGGAACUGCUAUGGUCACCAGAGCUGGACUUCCUCUACAAGAUGUUGAGUUCAUGCAGUUUCAUCCUACAGGUGUGUAUGGAGCAGGUGUUUUGAUCACGGAAGGGGCUCGAGGUGAAGGAGGAUAUAUCCUCAACAAUAAAGGUGAGAGAUUCAUGGAGAAAUAUGCACCAAAAGCGAAAGAUCUGGCUUCCAGGGAUGUAGUAUCUCGGAGUGAAACGAUAGAAAUAAUGGAAGGUAGAGGAUGUGGUCCAGAUGGGGAGUAUGUCCAUCUGCAGCUCAGCCAUUUGCCCAAAGAAGUGAUAAUCAAGAAACUACCAGGUAUUAGACAGUCAGCUGCGGAUUUUGCGGGAGUUGACAUUUUAAAGGAACCCAUUCCUAUAAUACCAACAUUACACUAUUGUAUGGGAGGCAUACCAACUAACUACAAAGGGCAAGUAAUCACGCAGGUGGCACCAGGUAAGGACCAAGUUGUUCCUGGUCUGUACGCCUGUGGUGAAGCAGCUUGUGUCUCUGUCCAUGGUGCUAACAGAUUGGGAGCUAAUUCCUUAUUGGAAACUGUAGUUUUUGGUAAAGCUGUAGCUGACACUAUCGCAAACACAAGCGUUCCAGGUGAACCAGUUGAGAUGGACGAAUGCUUAGGAAUGGUUACGUUGGAGAACUUUGAUAAAUUGAGGCACCAAGACGGUAGACAGAGCGUUGGACAGUUGAGACUAAAGCUGCAGAAGACUAUGCAAAAGCACGCUGCUGUUUUCAGAAUCCAAGAUUUGUUAGCGGAGGGUUGCACGAUUGUAAGUGACCUUUAUUGCGAGAUGGGCGAAGUGAAGGUUACCGACAGAGGGCUUAUUUGGAACAGUGAUCUACUAGAAGCUCUGGAGCUGCAGAAUCUAUUGGUAAACUCUGUCCAAAGCAUCUACGCGAUGGAACAGAGGAAAGAAUCACGAGGUGCCCAUGCAAGAGAUGACUUCAAGAGUCGUAUUGAUGAAUACGAUUAUUCCAAACCCAUAAGAGGCCAAAGAAGGAAGACAUUUGAUGAACAUUGGAGGAAACAUACAUUAUCUUGGAUGGAUGUGGAGACGGGAGAAGUGUGUUUCACUUUUAGGUCGGUUAUAGAUUGUACGUUAGAUGAGGAUGAAUGCCCAAGUGUCCCGCCAAAGAUCAGAACGUACUGAACUGACCGUUUGUACUUCAAAUAAACAAUUUAUCAAAAUUAGUUUGCUUCAGUUUACUCCUCUAAGGUAUUCUAGGAAAUCAAACUACUUUUCACACUUAUAUCGCUUUACGUUUCGUCAAGGUUUUUAAGAAUAAAAAUAGUCAAUUAUA